Etheostoma cragini (Arkansas darter) is the source of this 4206-nucleotide messenger RNA. Its product is annotated as dipeptidyl aminopeptidase-like protein 6. Gene Ontology annotation, biological process: proteolysis. Gene Ontology annotation, molecular function: serine-type peptidase activity; dipeptidyl-peptidase activity. The record is from RefSeq and is a predicted model, not a curated record. NCBI's taxonomy places the organism in Eukaryota, Metazoa, Chordata, Actinopteri, Perciformes, Percidae. The coding region runs from base 562 to 3093 and encodes 843 amino acids. The transcript is spliced from 26 exons.
AUGCAGAGCGCGUCUGCGGAGAGUACCGCCGGGCUCUGUGUGUCCUUCAUGCGUGAGGACUGUCUGCCAAAGAAAACAGAGCCGAAAGUGUCGAAACAUUCACCUUUUGCUCUUUUAUUUUGUGGACAAUCACCCGGAGUCUGAUGGGGAUCGACUAUCUGAACGGAAACUCAGCGCAUCCGCCUGCUGUCUCGCUGUAAGGAGGCAUCAGGAAACUGAAGAGGGGAGACAACGUGUUGUGAAUACUGAUGAGAGUAACUAUUGACACCUUCAGCCCACCAGUCUGCCGUGCGCCUGGACAUAGCUAACAGGACAUCGGCUUUAUUUCGGGCUAUCACUUCAGACUGUGAGUCAUCCACUAUCUACUUAUUUACUAGGUCGGUAUCUUCGCCUUAUCUUUUUUUGCUCCAUCCCGGUUGUGAAAACUGGCUGCCUGCCAUCGGUUCUCCUCGAAACGCACAGAAAACCAAUAGCUCUGACCCAAAAAAAAAACGACCCAGGCGAGACUUGUCUGUGGCUCUGACAUGCUGUAAGUUGUUUUAUCUGGACUGGACCUAUAAUAUGGCUUUGCUGUAUCAGAGAUUCACCGGGAAGAUUAAUACGGCCAAUUCCUUCCCGCACCCACCUGAGGCCAGUCACCUUCUCGGUGGACAGGUUGCAGACGAGGACAACGCAGCGAAGACCCUUCAGCAACUCGCAGAUGGCAGACCUCACAUCCAGUACCGCAAGAAAUGCUCGAGGGAGGAUGAGGAUGAUCUGGUGGGCAAUGCUCCGCCGCAGAGGAACUGGAAAGGAAUAGCCAUCGCCCUGAUGGUCAUCCUCAUCAUCUGUUCCCUGAUUGUCACCUCCGUCAUCCUGCUGACCCCUCGUGAAGAUGACAGCCUCGCCCUUAAGAAGAAAGUGACUAUAGAGGAUGUUUUUGGUCCAGACCUUCACAUCCAUGAUCCAGAUGCCAAAUGGCUCAGCGACAAUGAGCUGAUGUAUCGUACAAGGGAAGGGGAUGUUGUCAAACUCAAAGUUGACACCCAGGAGAGAACUGUUAUUGUGCUGAACCAGUUGUUUGACAGAUCCAGAGCCGCCAGGUACCAGGUGUCUCCAGACAUGCAACAUGUGUUGUUCGCCUUUGAAGUGAAACCGAUCUAUCAACACUCCUAUGUGGCCAAGUACAUUAUUUACAGCCUUGUGACACAGGAAACCUGGCCUCUGAAUCCCCCUGAAGUGUUUGAAGCUGUCCUGCAGUUUGCUGGAUGGGGACCCCGAGGCCAGCAGCUGAUCUUCAUAUUUGAAAACAACAUUUACUACAGAUCAACAGUAGAUAACCGAUCAAUCCGCUUGGUUUCGACUGGUAAAGAGGGAGUCAUCUUCAAUGGCCUUGCUGACUGGCUGUAUGAGGAGGAGAUCCUGCAGACUCACAUAGCCCACUGGUGGUCUCCAGACGGGCUGCGUCUGGCAUACAUGACCAUCAAUGACACGCUGGUGCCAAAGAUGGAAGUUCCCUUCUUCACAGGAACGCCGUACCCCGCCUCCUUGGAGUAUCACUACCCAAAGGCUGGGGAGGAAAACCCUGUAGUGCACCUGUCGGUGGUGAGCCUCAACGGUCCCUUGCACACGGUUGUGAUGAAGAAACCUGAUGACCCCCGAAUAGGGAGGGAAUAUUAUAUCACUAUGGUAAAAUGGGCUACCAGCACCAAACUGGCUGUCAACUGGCUAAACAGAGGCCAGAACAACUCUAUCCUGACACUGUGUGAGGCUACAACUGGAGUCUGCAUUAAGAAACAUGAGGAUGAGAGUGAGAGCUGGUUGCACAGACAGAACGAAGCACCGCUCUUUUCCCAUGACGCACACAAGUUCUUCUUCACCAGAGCAAUCCCUCAGGGUGGGAGAGGAAGGUUUUUCCACAUUUCUAUGUCCACCUCUCUGCCUAACACAAGCACAGACAUACUUCAGUCCCUGACCUCUGGAGACUGGGACGUCACCAGCAUCUUGGCCUACAAUCAUAAAAGGAACCUCAUAUACUUUCUAAGCACAGAGGAUAACCCCAAACGACGGCACUUGUACAGUGCUGACACCAUUCCUCCAUUCAACCGCUGCUGCCUGUCUUGUGAGUUCAAGUGCGGCUAUGUGGACGUUUCAUUCAGCCCCAACAUGCAGUACUUCUUACUCAACUGUAAAGGUCCAGAUAUACCGAGUGUGGCUAUCUAUAGCACAGAGGACAAACAGAAGGUGUUUGACGUGGAGACUAACGAAAGCGUAAACAACACGUACAACAACAUGCAGAUGCCCAGAGUGGAGUAUGAGAACAUCACCAUAGACGAUUACACUCUGACAAUGCAGAUUCUGAAGCCAGCUGGAUUCAUAGCUACAGCCCAUUACCCCUUACUGCUGCUAGUCGACGGGACGCCCGGCGGGCAGAUGGUGUCGGAGCAGUUCCGAGUGGACUGGGCCACGGUUUUGGUCAGCAGCUUCAGCACCAUCGUCAUCCGCUUUGACGGCCACGGCAGCGGCUUCCAGGGCACCAACUUUCUCCACAAAGUCAGGAGGAAACUUGGAAGACUAGAGGAGAGGGACCAGCUAGAGGCACUCAGGUUCAUAUCCAAAGAGAAUUAUAUUGAUCAGAGUCGAAUGGGAGUUUAUGGAAAGGCCUAUGGAGGAUAUUUAGCCACGUUGCUUCUGAGCUCUGAUGAGUUUAACCAACUUAAAUGUGGAACAGCAGUCUCCCCCAUUACAGAUUUUGAGCUCUACGCAUCUGCAUUUUCAGAACGAUACCUCGGCUCAAAGACAGAUUCCCGUGUUUAUACGAUGGCAAAUUUAGCACACAGAGCAGGUCAACUUCUGCAAAAGCAAUACUUGAUAAUUCACCCAACUGCUGAUGAGAAGGUUCACUUCCAGCACACGGCCAAAUUUAUCAAUCAUUUAAUAAGCGAGAAGGCCAACUACACUCUACAGAUUUACCCAGAUGAGGGACACUUCCUACACAGUGACGGGACGCAACAGCAUCUAAGCCAAUCCUUGGUCAACUUCUUCGAGGUGUGCUUCAGGGUGCCGGAGAUACUGACGGACGAGCAGCCGGAAGAUGACGAGGACAACAGUUAAACCUACCCUUCCGAGCAGCGAACAGCCACCUAUUACAGCACAAUAUGCAACAGGUCUUUCUAAACCCAGUCAACCCAAACCACCUCCUGCCCAUCCAUUUUAGUUUGACUCUUAAGCACAGCACUUGCAUGUGCAAAAGGGGCCUCAGCCUACAGCCCCUCUCCUCACCUAUGCUGGAUGCUGGUCAGAAAGACUAAAUAAAUCUCAGAUGUGAACAGUCACAUCUCUCCCUGCUAGUCAAAUAUAUGGACGAAUACACCCUCUGGUGGACAAAUAGAGGAUCAACAUAACAUCCAUUGAGCAAUGCAUCUCCAAUCCAAACCAGGCAUAUUUAUUAGGCGCUUUGCACCACAAAAUAUCCCCUGUGAAGGUUCAUUAUGUUGAGAUUUAACUUUGCAAAGGCCACCAGUUUCUGAUAACCUUGCCAACCAACUUACUGAUUAUUGUGUUCAUGAGAAUGAUUACUGCUACUUGUUUCUCAGAUUUUAUCUGUUCAGUGUCGUGUCUGAGUGGAUGUCUGGCUGCAUCAGUCCGUAGUUGCUUUACAAAACGAAGGCACAAUGUUUAACUUGUGUUUUAUGUCAAUACAGAAAUGGUAUGAAAUCUUUUUUUCCUCAUAAUUAUAAAUUGAACACUUCUUUUAGUCACCGUGCCUUACUGUGGGUGAAAUGCUAAUGAUGGGAGCCCACAUGACACUGAAAAUGAGUAAAUUAAUUUAUAGUUAAUUUUCCUCAAAUAGUAGCAAGGUGUUAGUAUAGGAAGUUCAAAUUACAAGGUAUGGCACUGUUAUUUCAAAACAUGGAAAGAACUGAAUACUAAAUCAUUGUAUGUCUUCUUAAAAGAUGGCAUUAUACAGAGAAAUGUAAAGAGUAUUUAGUUUGCAAAUACAGUUCUUGAUAUUUACCUUCCAAACUAGCAUACCGGUAAGUUAACUAUGCGGAAUUUUCAUUAUUUUGUGUAUUACUUUGACUUGUGUUUAAUGGCUUGACUCUCUCAUGUUCUGUUAGUAUUCAGUGGUUUCUAGUCAGCUGAUGUACAAAGUGUAUAAAUUCUUAUAUUGUUUAAGUCUUUAUGUUCCAUGUGAAACUUGUAUAUAAAGCAUUUUGAAAUGUA